AUGUCCCUCUCUGUAGACAACACUGGUAGCCGCACAUUACACUCCCGAGCAGAGACAACUCCAUCGUCACCCACCAACAACGCUGGGAAUGGACACCCGGAAUACAUCGCGUAUGUGCUCGUCCCUGUUUUCUUCGUCAUGGGUCUCCUUGGUGUCCUCAUCUGCCACUUACUUAAGAAGAAAGGCUAUCGGUGUACAACAGAGGCGGAACAGGAAGUUGAAGAGGAAAAGGUGGAAAAGAUAGAGUUGAAUGACAGUAUAAAUGAGAACAGCGACACCGUUGGGCAGAUUGUCCACUACAUUAUGAAAAAUGAAGCGAAUGCAGAUAUCUUGAAAGCCAUGGUAUCUGAUAACAGCGUGGGCGAAGUUGAAAGCCCUGUCACUCCUAGCACGCCAGGGAGCCCACCUGUGAGUCCUGGGCCUCUGUCACCAGGGGCCACCCCAGGGAAGCAUGUCUGCGGUCACCAUCUGCACACAGUGGGAGGUGUCGUUGAACGGGACGUGUGCCAGCGCUGCAGGCACAAGCGAUGGCACUUCAUAAAACCUACCAACAAGACGAAAGAGGGUCGACCACGGCGACAAGGCGAGGUCACAGUCCUCUCUGUGGGCAGGUUCAGAGUCACGAAAGUGGAACACAAGUCCAACCAGAAGGAGCGCAGAAGUUUGAUGUCUGUCAGUGGGAUUGAGAGUGUAAACGGGGAUGUGCCUGUGACACCUGUGAAGAGGGAACGAAGUGAUACAGAAUAGCCGCAGCUGCUUGCUGUCUUGAAGAGUUCCAAGAGACUCCGAACUUUCGAGAUAUGAAUUUGCCUGGGGAAUAUUUUUAUAUAUUUUAUACAGUUUCUAUCAUGAAGUCAAUGGGCAUGUGGAUCAAACCCAAAAGGGAAUAUUUUUGCUAUGCAGGACACAGAAUCCAGUUUGCUUUGAAACAAGUUUUGGGGCUUAAAAGGUGUGAUGAAAAUUUACACUUGUGGACCGUCCCGGCCAUCACGGUUCCUGGUUGCACAUUCCUGGCUGUUCUGUAUACAGGAGGCUCCUCCCUUGGAAUCACGGCAUCAGGAACAGUGGAGCCAUUUACAGCCUGAGCUUGUGUCUGUGUGCCCACGUCUGUUACCGAGCCCCAGAUUUCAUUUUGACGUGAGAUCUUCAUACACACAGUUGGGUUGUUACAGAAGACUCUUGCCUGCAAAAGGUCCUUGGAAACGUGGAGUGCUCAGAAGCUGGUUCCCCAGGACGUCGUGGGAUCAGAUGGAACCACAGGUACCCUGCACUUCAGAUUCCUGGACCAAGAAUUCAGCACUGACUCCUGCUUCCGUCAGCCUGCUCCUGUCAGUCUCUGGUCACUUAGAAGAUACAGAGACUAUUGCUGUUUUUAUUUAACUUAAUCUACACAGUUGUCCUGUAGUCUAAUUGAGUAAAAGGGAAAAUGGCUUAAAGUCACUCUAAAAAAAACUGUUUUGACAACCAAAGGCUAAAACAAAACACUCCUCUCCUAUGCAGACAAGCCCUUGCUAGACCUGGGCUGUUUUACUCAGGAUCCUGCUGUAACUGAUGCUUAGUAAUGGCUUCCUAGGAAGAUCCCAAGUUCAAGGCUUCGUGGGCUACUGAGAGUUCAGGGGAUAGCCUGGGUGACUGAGCCAGACCCUGUCUUCCAACAAAAAAAUGAAAAGAGAGCUGGGGUAUCACUCAGCAGUGGAGGGCUUUCGGGCAGGUUCCACUACUCCUAGAGGCUUCCUGCCCUUAGGGCUCCCUCUUGGCUUUAUUUUAUGGAACACCUGAAAGUGAGGCAGAUUUUAUGCCCUACUUCCAUUGGUGAUGCAUUAAGUACUGGGUGUGGUUUUGUUUCUGUUUUUAAUUUGGCUGUACAAAAAUAAAAUAGAAACAAAAUUUAAAAAGGGUUUAAAAAAAAUAUAAACCCCAGGGCAUUUUCUGUAAAAAAGGAAAAAAGAUUCUGUUUCUGGACACAAAGUAACUUUUUUUUUUUUUCAAACAUUUUAUGUGAGUGGUAGAUGCAGUUUGAUGUGAACCUACACUGGCAGCUAGUCACUGGUAUGUGUGUUGUGUCUACAAAGCUGAGAAGCCAGUGUGGAUGUCAGGUUCUCUGUGGUCCAGGAAGUAGAGUCUGUAUUCAUGGGAGUAAUGUUUGAGCAGCUAAGCCAAUAUUUUUACUUAAACAAACAAACGAACGAACAAACAAACUCUAUACAUUUUGCAAAAGAAUAUACAUUUUGCAAAAACGAAAUGAUGUACUUUAAAUGGUGAUGGGCUAAUAUGUAAGAUAUUCUUCAGCUUUAAUUAUUUUUAAAUUUUAUUCAGUGUGUAGCACUUUCUAUAGCAAUAAAAAACAAAAAAAAAUAAAUAAACAAAGAUAUUUAAGAUUGUAUUUAUAUACCAAGAGUACAUUUUAAACAUUUUCUAAUACUUGAGCAGAUGGGUGACUGGCUUCCAGGGAUGCCAAAAAUUAAGCAUUCAAUAUGUUCAACACAUAAGCUUUGUCCUGGUUUGCACAGUCUGAUGGAAUCCUGAGUGUUCCCAGCACAGUUGAUAUUUACCGUCCCUCCUCCUUGCUCCUCUGUCAGAAGUACUGAGGAUUCUAGAUAAGUUGACUGUCCACAGCACUAAUGAUGGAUCACUUCUUGGGGUAACAAAUGAAUUGGUUGCCACCACGAUGUAAAAAUUUUGUAAAGGAAAAAUUUCGGUUUCCAGUGUCAAAUGUAUUUUUAACUGUCUGGUUUGUACUUUUUAUGAAUUUUGUACUACCAAAGCAGAGUUAAAAAUAAAAGCAUUAAACCAGCGUGUUUGAAUGAG
This is a messenger RNA of Arvicanthis niloticus (Nile rat), 2808 nucleotides long. Its product is annotated as RELT-like protein 1. Gene Ontology annotation, cellular component: plasma membrane. NCBI's taxonomy places the organism in Eukaryota, Metazoa, Chordata, Mammalia, Rodentia, Muridae. Gene Ontology annotation, biological process: positive regulation of p38MAPK cascade. The record is from RefSeq and is a predicted model, not a curated record.